Messenger RNA from Helianthus annuus (common sunflower), 539 nucleotides. RefSeq lists its product as uncharacterized. NCBI's taxonomy places the organism in Eukaryota, Viridiplantae, Streptophyta, Magnoliopsida, Asterales, Asteraceae. Bases 96 to 473 code for a protein of 125 amino acids. The transcript is spliced from 2 exons. Gene Ontology annotation, molecular function: DNA binding. The record is from RefSeq and is a predicted model, not a curated record.
UUAACAAUACUUUUAACUAAAUACAAAUGAUUGGAUUAUAUGUUAUGAGUUUAUGUUUCCUUUAAAAUAUGUCAACCUUUUAACUGUUUCUUAGCAUGGCCGGAGUAGAGAACAAUGUUGUGGUUAUAUCGGAUUCUGAAGAGUCUUUGGCUGAUUCAGAAGAGUUUGAUGAUGAUGACGAUGAAACUGGUCCGCUGAUAUUCAUUGUCCCAUACACCAAACGGUUUCGCAUACCAGUUGAGGUAGCACGGAUAACAGGAGUUGACGAAACAUUGAAAGUUAAGAUCGUCAACAGGGAGAAUGUCGAGACAAAACAUGAUGUUAGGGCGGAGCCAAAUAAAAACAGUAUCAAGUACGUUGUCAAAGGAUGGGCGAAAUGGCUUAAGGAUAACAACAUAAAAGAUGGUGAUCAUUGCAAGUUCCAGUACUUUCCACAUAUUGGUGUUUUGUUCCUUGCCAAUGUUUUCGGCUAGUGGUAAUGUCUGAAAGUUGGAACGACUGUAGAAGAAUAACAUAUUGUUCUUUUGGCUAAUGAAGUA